Messenger RNA from Cornus florida, 1104 nucleotides. RefSeq lists its product as uncharacterized. The record is from RefSeq and is a predicted model, not a curated record. Lineage: Eukaryota; Viridiplantae; Streptophyta; Magnoliopsida; Cornales; Cornaceae. Gene Ontology annotation, molecular function: zinc ion binding. The transcript has 2 exons. Bases 66 to 890 code for a protein of 274 amino acids.
GUCUUCUCCUCGUUCAGAGAGAAAGGAAAAGCAAAGGGAAAGGAAAUUGGGACUUUGAAAUAGAAAUGAAGAAGAGCUGUGAACUCUGCAAGUUUCCGGCGAGAUUGUACUGCGAGUCCGAUCAGGCGAGUUUGUGUUGGGACUGUGACGCCAAGGUUCACUUCGCCAACUUCCUGGUGGCGAGGCAUUCCAGGAGCCUUCUCUGCCACGUCUGUCAAUCUCCGACCGCCUGGACCGCGUGUGGUUCCAAGCUCGGGAAAACAAUAUCGGUGUGCGAGACUUGUGCUGAUGGAGGAGGAAGGAGAGAGGAAGAAGAGAGCGAAGGAGAUAAUGUUGAUGAAACUGAUACCGAAGACGAAUACGAAGAUGAAGAUGAAGAUGAAGAAGAUGAUGAUGAUGAUGAGGAAGACGGAGAGAAUCAGGUUGUGCCGUGGUCGUCUACGAUGCAGCCUCCGGCUGCGAGUUGCUCGAGCAGCGAAGAGUCCUCUUGCAGGUUCAAUAAUGGCGAUCGAGAUGUUUCUUCGAAACGAAUGCGCGAGAAUGAUUCAGAUCUUCACUCCAAUGACGAUGAUGAAGGCAGCUCAUCUUCUCGACGUAAUAGUCCGUCGUCGGAGGCGGCGGUGGAGGCAGCUGUGUCCGGAGGAGAAGGAGCGGCUGCUUUUGCCGAAACAACGAGGCCAAUGAAAAGCCGAAGAAUUGAGCAAAAUGAGUCGGGGCGUGUUGGGCAGGCAUCGGUGGGUUCGACGGCGGCGAUCGUGGAGUCGCUCAAGAAAUUCGGUCAACAAGACGCGACUUCCAGCGACAAAGUGCCCGCUGCUGCGAUUGCUGGUAUCUGUGAACUUAGCAAGAGUCCGAGAGCCGUUGAUUUCGAUUAUUCCGAGUCUUCGUAACGUCCGAUCAGAUGUAGUUUAAUCCAUAAUUAACCUUCUAUUAGCUUGCUAACAAACAAAGCAACGAUAUCGAUUAAUUUAGCUUAACCAUUGUGUCUUUAACUUCAUAUGUACACAUAUAUAUGUAUUUUUAAAACAGAGAUUUCAUUUGAUCUCUCUCAUUUGGAAUUAGAUCACAAAAGUCAUCAAUUACCGUGUUGGGGUUUUUGUAUAA